UUAGAAAAUAUAUGCCAGCGACGGCCAAACUACUUACCGGCUCUCUAGACUCCACCGCGGCAGAAGUGAAACGGCUCCGGCAUUGCAGUUUCCUCUCCUCACUCAGGCACCGUUUCUCCAGACUUCCCUGUCGACUGUCGGCCCACUCCCAGAAAUGUAAUUUGAGGAGGUUGGAAAUUAUCAUCAUACAAAGUUCUCUUUUGCUAAAAGACAAAACCUAAACUAAGAAUCUUGGGAUAAGAGUAUUAAGAUCAAUGGCUAACACGCGAGGCAGGAAGAAAUGUUAUCAAUCAGCUUCAUCUCCUGUCAGAAAGCAAAACAAAGGUAGUAGAGAGAAUCCCCUGGUUGCUGAGAAAGAUGAUGUUGCAGAAGUGGAACGCCCUAUUGCAGCAAUCAGGGCUUUAUCUGAUAUGGAGACUCAACAUUUGUCGAAUGGCUUGCUUCUGCUUAAAUCAAAUUUCACUCAAGAACAACUUCAGCUCCCUCUACUACAGUUUUUCAACGAAAAUCUUCCAAAUUUAAUGUUGACUAAAAAUGAAAAAAAUGGACAGUAUGAAGUUAAGUAUAAAGAUACAGAUAAUGAAUUGAUGAAUCAAACUGAAGAUAGAAACAUACAUGCUUCACUUUUACGCCGAUUAUCCUCAGUUUAUCCCUGCUCUUCUGCUGCUAUGCCAUCUUUUGCCAGCUUUGAUGUUUCUGGAGUUGGUAAUAGCCUUCUUGGUUCUGACAACAUGUUGAUGGAGGAUUUUGUUCCAGAGAAGCAUAAUACUCACAUGCUUGGAUUACAAGAAGCUCUUCAAACUCCAGGGGCAACCAGCCACAGAUUGUCUGUUGGAAUGACUCCAAAAUCCCGUAGGCUCCCAAAGCUUGGUGAGAUGCUUCUCUCUGUUCAUGGCUCACCGCUGGGUGUCUAUAAUGACGAUGUCAUGGAAGCCAUACAAGAAUCAGAAGAAGGUUGAGAAACAAGUUCAUUUGGCUGGGAGAGUAGGUGUGUGGCCCAAGCCUCCUUCGGCUCAAGGUUAAACCAGGGUAUGGAGAAUGUGGACUAGUAAUUUGUGAAUCAAGAUUUCUUUUCUUUUCAAGUUAAUUAAAAUUAUGGUAAAACCUCCAAAUUACAAAGAUACCAAGGGAGCCCUAUAUAUAGUCCUAGUUAACUUUGGAAAAGUAAAAGUUCUUUGUCUUGAAA
Messenger RNA from Impatiens glandulifera, 1186 nucleotides. RefSeq lists its product as uncharacterized. The record is from RefSeq and is a predicted model, not a curated record. Bases 255 to 959 code for a protein of 234 amino acids. The transcript is spliced from 7 exons. NCBI's taxonomy places the organism in Eukaryota, Viridiplantae, Streptophyta, Magnoliopsida, Ericales, Balsaminaceae.